Messenger RNA from Apis laboriosa (Himalayan honeybee), 3127 nucleotides. RefSeq names its product muscle segmentation homeobox (gene Dr). The coding region runs from base 510 to 1820 and encodes 436 amino acids. Gene Ontology annotation, biological process: embryonic morphogenesis; regulation of transcription by RNA polymerase II. Lineage: Eukaryota; Metazoa; Arthropoda; Insecta; Hymenoptera; Apidae. Gene Ontology annotation, molecular function: DNA-binding transcription factor activity, RNA polymerase II-specific; RNA polymerase II transcription regulatory region sequence-specific DNA binding. The transcript has 3 exons. Gene Ontology annotation, cellular component: nucleus. The record is from RefSeq and is a predicted model, not a curated record.
GCUCGAGUCGAGUAGAGGCUAGUUCAGGUCAGUUGGCCGGAGAUCCAUCGAUCCGUCGAUCAACGGCUCACCUGUCAAACGUGUCACGCACGCAUCAUAGUUUCUUCGAGGGAUAUUCGAGUGACUUAAUCGUAAAAAAAAAAAAAAAAAAAAAAAAAAAAAAAAAAAAAAAAAAAAAAAAAAUUGCCGUGAUCCCGAAGAGAUCUUUUUUUCUUUUUUGUCGGUUCGACGAGUCGUGUUGACGAGAUCGUGUGACGGGUCAGUGAGAGGGGGAGAGAAAGAGAGAGAGAGAGAGAGAAAGAGAUAGAGAAAGAGAUAGACAGUUCGAUCAAAGAAGAGACAUUUGGACAUUUUUGUUUCUUCCCUCGUACAAGCAAGGAAGGGAGAUACCUCCCUUUAAUGUUUCGGGAAGAUGAGAAUAUAGAAGAAGAAGAAGAUCGAGGAAGAGUUCGAGAGUGUUUCGGUGAAAGGUAUAGAUUCGAAGAAGUGUUGAAUCGCGGUAAAUAAGAAUGACAGUACUAAGGAUGACCUCCCCGGUGACGCCUCCAUCGAGCAGUCCAGGUUCCAACGAGGCCCAGGCGCCCCAGGCGAUUUCGAAACCGGUGCAUCGAUUGAGCUUCUCCGUCGCUGCCCUGUUGGCAGACACUAAAAAGUCGGACACCACCAGACAGGAAACGUCCUCCGUCUCUCCAAGAUCAUCUCCCCUCGCGCCUUACUCCCCUGUCAGACACGAUCAACUGUCUAUCACGACGUCGAACACCGUUCUACAGAAGUAUCCAGGUGAAUACAGAUCGAGAUACGUCCCGUCGAUGUCUCCAUGUACCGCCCAAGAGCACAGAUCGGGCCAGUACACCUGUGACGCCCCCAGAACCACCCUAGACGCAAGGACGUUGGCCAGACUUCCGGAAAUCGAGGUCGACAGGGUGGAAUCCCCUCGCUCCAGAACCCUGGACUACAUAGUGCAAACGUCCACGGAAAGUGGUUCCACGUCGGAAGUGACAGCCUGUUCCUCGUCCCCCAAAGUAUCCACGCACAACAACCAUCCAGAAUUUGGUUCCCAAUCGCCGAGAAGUAGCUCGCACGAGGGCAGGUCCAGGUGUUCAGAACCUGAGGACAUCGAGGAGGAGGACGAGAAUAGUUUGGUCGACGUGGAGGAGUUGCAACACCACCAUCAUCAUCAUCGUCGUCAUCAUCACGAUGAUCAGGGGAGCAGCCCGACGCCGGUGAGACCAACGCCUGCAUACAUCGGGGGAUUCUCCGGUUUGGGGGGGAUCUCUGGCAUUCCAACGGGGCUCCAUCCCGCCGUUUGGGGCGGAGGACAUCAGGGUGCAGCCGCGGCCGCGGCAGCCGCCGCCGCCGCCGCCGCGGCCACUGCCAGCUUCUUCCCCUCGCAUUUCUCUCAUCACGCGCCCCUGAACGAGAACGGGGAGCCGGCCAAGAUCAAGUGCAACCUGAGGAAACACAAGCCGAACCGGAAGCCGAGGACGCCUUUCACCACGCAACAAUUGCUCGCGCUCGAGAAGAAGUUCACGGAAAGGCAAUACCUCAGCGUUGCGGAGAGGGCCGAAUUCUCGUCCUCCCUUCACCUCACCGAGACCCAGGUGAAGAUCUGGUUUCAAAAUCGUCGCGCCAAGGCGAAGCGCAUGCAGGAAGCGGAAAUCGAGAAGUUGCGGAUGUCGGCGGUCAGGCAGCACCACACCACGCUUUACGGCUCUCAUCCGGGCCUUUUGACGCCUGCAAGCCUCUACCCGGUCGGAAUGCUGUCUCAUCCAGGCCUGACGCCGCAUCACCCGAUCUCCCAGCAUCCAUCCAGGGAAUGAGAGGGGCGCGGGGGGUCAAAGUUGGUGACGACGAGUCAGAAUCGGUAGUGAAUCGAUCCUGGAUCAUCCCUCGCGAACAUUGGCCGAUUCCCCUUCGACAUUGUCUCUUUGCGUUGCGACCGGUUUGGGAUAUGGCCAGGAGAGACGUAAGGGAAGAGGGGGAGGAAAGAAGAUCACGUGGAAUGCGUUUAUGGGAUAUCGAGGUGGACAACAAGGAUCCAGGAUCAUUCUGAAAUUAUUUUUGGAUGUAUAACUUGGCCUUGUGGGAUGAAGAAGAAGGAAGAAUAGGAAGAGGUAAAAGGAAAACUCUGCAAAGCAUUUAUGGUGAAGUGAAGAGAUUCUUUUAUAUAAAAUUGUCCUCCUGUUGAGGAUUGAGAUAUUUACCUCCAGAAAAGUGAGGAAGGAGGAAAGAAGGAGAGUGAAUGAUAAUUUAUGAGAAAUAUAUACCAAAAGUGUUGAGAUAUUUGAUGGGAUAUAAGAAAAGGUUGGUGAAAAAGUAUGGAGGAAAGAAAUAUUAUGCGAAACGGAGCGCAUUUAUGAGUGCAUUAUCUAUCGAACUGAAUCGAUCUUCGAACGAUCAAAUGUUUUUGCGGAAAUUUUUUCCCAAGUUCCGGUUCUUGGUUUGAAAUAUGCCUUGAGAGAAACAAUUGGAAUUAGAAACAAGAGAAAUACUACUGAAGCGUAAAAACCGGAUUUUCUUCGAAUUCGUCGAAAUUUCCCUUCUGGAAUUACUUUUGGAUCGGUUUGUCGUAUCCAGCCUCGAGUUAUUUAAGGGAAUGAAAAAAGAAAAAAAAACGUAAAUUGAAUCCAAUCCAUAUUGCGUACGAAUUCAUGAAAAUUUUCAAUGGAGACCAAAUGGAAAGGAAGUCGAAUAAUUUUCACGAAAAAAGUCUAACCAAAGUAAUUCUGAAAGAAAAAAAAAAAAAAAAAACUCUAUUCUAAACAUUAAACUCUCUUUUCUCAAUCGACAUUCGUGUAAUAAACACAAAUUCGUUCGUAGAGAGAGAGAGAGAGAGAGAGAGAGAGAGAUAACAACAACAAGAAGAAAAUUUCUCUGGGGGAGCAGAGAAUAGUGUAUCGUGAAUCUGUGCCAAUAACAGACGCGUUAUCGUCCGACGUGUCUUGUACAUAAAGUGUAAAUAAUCGUCGUUCACGCGUUAAUUCACGGUAGACCUGUAAAUACGAUGUUCGAUCUUCAAAACGAACGAUCCUCGGUGGAUCGUGCCCGCCUGUUUUUUCCAAUUUUGUAUAAAUGUAAAACCGAGAGAGUAGCAGAGUUUAUUUAAUAAACCACAGUAUAGAAGUAA